Molecule: messenger RNA, 1567 nt
Organism: Dendronephthya gigantea
Lineage: Eukaryota; Metazoa; Cnidaria; Anthozoa; Malacalcyonacea; Nephtheidae
Product: red-sensitive opsin-like
Exons: 4
Coding region: 163-1305 (380 amino acids)
Biological process (GO): G protein-coupled receptor signaling pathway
Cellular component (GO): plasma membrane
Molecular function (GO): G protein-coupled receptor activity
Source: RefSeq, a predicted model, not a curated record
UAAGCGUCAUUAUUACUUAAGAAAAGAACCGACUAACGUUUUAAAACGUGUGGUCGAAGUCGAGCGAAUUCGAAAUCAGAACAGUUUCCUUUGGUUUUGAAAGUGCUGAAGCCAUUUCGCCGCUUGCUUUCAAAACGCUGUACCCAGACGGAGAACAGAUUCAUGCACAAAGAAUAUCGCAGAUGGAAUAAAACUUUCUAUAGAGAAAAUUGUUGCUUUCAAGAGGAGAUGAAAAGCACAAAUUUAACCUCAAGCAUAAAUACGAGCGACGAAAGUUGUAACAGAAACUACUUCGAAAUGUUUACAUUUUUGCUGGCAAUCUCGACAAGCUUGUUGUCAAAUGCAACGUUUUCAAUGGCGCUUCGAAAACUACACGCGCCUAAGGAGAACAAAUUUCAUCUGGUUGUGAAAAUGUUCGCUGUUAGCAACACGCUGGUUGUUGCGCCAUUGCUGCCCGUCUCCAUCGCCUCGUACGUGCAAUGCACGUGGAUCGGAGGCUAUGUGACCUGCGCUUUAACUGGCGUGAUCUCAGCCACGUUUCUAGGUUGGUCGGUAACGCUGAUGCUCAUAUUGUGUUUUUAUCGAUUCCUGGCAAUAUGUCGACCAUUUUACUACAGAACCAAGCUGACAGCGAAGCGCACAAAAGUUAUAAUGUCGCUAUCUUUCCUGUGGAGCGCAGCGCACUUGAGUUUACCUUUGUUCGGGCUCGGCCGAUUUCGCGUUCACCAAAAAGGAUGGUACUGUUCCAUCGAUUUGGCGUCGACGAAUUCUGCUGAUAUUCUAGUCGUUUACCUCAUCAUAGCCGAAGGGAUAUUGUUCACGUUGGUCUUGGGGCACCUGUACCUGACCGUCCGCAAAGUAGUGAAAACCGAGCGGAGAGCCUCGAUGCAGCUCUCGCCUGAACAAUCCCGGGGGGCGAAUGUCCUAGUUAUUGGAAGAAAACGUGACGAGUUUGCUAGGAUGACAUUGCUCAUCGCCGUCGUCUAUUGGACAUGUUCGUUUCCGUAUUUGAGUUAUCGUGCAGCAUUUGUGUUCUCAAAUGGCAGAUACCACGAUUCUGAUGCGUAUUUCUACACUCAGAUGAUCGCUUACUUCAAUUCCUUUCUAAAUAUCGUCGUGUUCCUUGUUAUGAACAAACAAUAUCGAAAAGCGAUGAAAAGAUGGCUGGGAAUUAGAAGUACAGAUGUAGCCAACAAUCAGAUUUCAAGUGAGCGUCAACCACAACACAUCGUCAGUCAGGAAAGCAUAGAUGCACUACCUGCCCCAAUCGAAAUGUACUUUGAAAACAGGUCAACGUCUUUGUGAUGCCGUAAAGAACAGUUUUCUAUCAUCAAGGUAACCUCGUGAAAUGUUUGAGCAAAAUGUAGUCGAACAAUACACGAAAAUAAAGAUGCAAUAGACCAGCAGUUAUGCUUAGAGUUAAACAACCAAAACCGCUUGGAUUUCCAGCUUAACCGCAACACUUGCGUCUUUGAUAUUCUCUUUACUUGAGAAUAUCAGGCACAUUGCUGCAGUUAAAUAAAUUAAAGCAAGUUUCACUUCAGUAAAUCAGUAAAUGAACUUGUAU